AUGAAGAAAUCUGGAAUCCUCGCAGCCUCCAUAUCUGCCGCCGCUUCUGUGACCGCCAUCUCCACCGAAACCUCCGUAUCAUUCUCUUCGCCGCAAUCCAAUCUUUCUCGUCAGGAUGCAAAGGAAAAACAGAGGAAGAAGAAGGGUUCGGAGGAUGGAGGAGAUGAAAAGUUUGCUCCAAGGUUUGAUGGGUUGCGAUUCAUCGAGACGCUUGUUACUGCUCACCGAUAA
Microthlaspi erraticum is the source of this 231-nucleotide messenger RNA. The record is from the annotation of a GenBank genome assembly. NCBI's taxonomy places the organism in Eukaryota, Viridiplantae, Streptophyta, Magnoliopsida, Brassicales, Brassicaceae.